CACCACCACCCAGUCCACACGAGCACCGAUCAAAACUGAACAUGGCCCAAGUAGCCAGUGCGACCUCAGCAAACAACAACAACAACAGCAGCAGCACCAAUGACAAACCUUCCGCUGUCGUUGGCCGGCCCAUUGGUCGAUCACCGUUAAGACCCCCCGGUGAAGGCAACGUUCCAUUUUCCAAAAUGGUGUUUGAUGGCAAACGCAUGCGUAAAGCGAUCCAACGACGUACAGUUGAUUACAACCAUAGUUUGACUCGAUGGAUGCAGGAGCGUGUGUGGAUACGUGAUCGAAGAGACACACGAUUUCUACGUCCAGAUCCAAACUUUAUUGUCCAACUGAUGCCACCUGUUGCGUACCUUGACAACCCUAUCAAUGCUGUUACGACAAAGUUCGUUCAUACUUCAACAAAUAAAAUACGAUAUCCAGUGAAUGUUGUUCGGUGGACACCAGAAGGUCGACGUUUAAUAACAGGAUCCUCUAGUGGCGAAUUCACGCUAUGGAAUGGAUUGACAUUUAACUUUGAGACGAUUCUACAGGCACAUGACUCUGCAGUCCGUGCUAUGAAUUGGUCACACAACGAUAACUGGAUGGUGACAGGUGAUCACAGUGGCAUCGUGAAAUAUUGGCAAUCCAAUAUGAGCAACUUGAAGAUGUUUCAGGGACACAAGGAAGCAAUCCGGGAUUUGACAUUCGCUCCUUCAGAUACUCGAUUUGCUACUUGUUCAGAUGAUUCGUUGAUUAAAAUUUGGGAUUUUAACACCGGUGCUGAAGAAAAAGCAUUGUCUGGACAUGGUUGGGAUGUUAAAUGUGUGGAUUGGCACCCGUAUAAGGCUUUGUUAGCUUCAGGAAGUAAAGAUAAUCUUAUCAAACUAUGGGAUCCAAAAACGGCAAAAAAUAUCACCACACUCCAUGGUCAUAAAAACACGGUAUUAGCCCUUCAAUGGAAUCAAAACGGAAAUUGGUUGGUGUCUGCAGGACGAGAUCAGCUGGUGCGUGUAUACGAUGUUCGGGUGAUGAAGGAAUUGCAGAUAUUUAGAGGACACAAGCGUGAGGUUUGCUCUGCCAAGUGGCACCCACAUCACGAACGAUUGUUAGCAACAGGUGGAUCAGAUGGCGCGCUUAUGUUUUGGAUGACUGGACAAGACGGUCCUAUUGGCGAACAAGAAACAGCACACGAUUCAAAUGUAUGGUCGCUCGACUGGCAUCCUGUUGGACAUAUUCUGGUUUCCGGAUCCAACGAUCAUACUACGCGCUUCUGGACAAGACCACGGCCGGGUGAGACGUCUGUUGAUAAAUUUGACGCUAGUCAGCAUGCACAAGAAGAAGCGCGCGAAGAGGAAUCGGUCAAGUCAUUUGAGCCACCACCAUUCCGACCAAAUAAUGCACCGCCCAGUCGAGUUGAGCCACCACCCUUUAGACCGCUUAAUGCGCCCCGACCGCCUAGCAAUGCCAACGAAACCCCUCUAUUUCGACCGCCCAAUAUGCCAUUUCCACCACCACCAAUGCGUACAGGACAAUAUCAACAACAACAACCGCCACCAUUUGGUGCAAAUAUGCCACCGCCAGGUGCUCCACCACCAUUCAGACCGCCCCCACCGCCAAACAAUGGGAUGGAGCCACCUCCGUUUCGUCCUAUGCGUCGCCACGAUAAUAACGGGAACAUGAGUGAUCUUCCACCGCCUCCUCCACAUUUUCGACCACCACCACCCCCGCCUUUUCGAUCUGGCAACGGGCCUAUGCCGCCACCGCCACCGUUCCGACCACCUAAUGGUCCACCAGCACCCCCACCGCCAUUCCGUCGACACAACAACGAUCGUGGAGGAGGUCCUGGAGGGCCAAUGCAUGGACCACCCGGGGGAGGAAAGAACUAUCAGCACCAACAUCAUCAACCCUAUAAUCGUGGACAGCGACGAAACGACGGUCCGCGUAACAGACGGCAUCAUUAAGUCACCCUGUUUGUAUAUCCAUCAUCGCAUCACAAAGUACUGUUUGAUAAAAAUGUAACUUUUUAAAAGAAGAAUAUUACAAGAAUCUUGCUCCCAAAUAAUGGCAUGCCCACUGCUUGGUUGUUGGUUGAAUGAUGAUGGACGUCACUAUUCUCAUGGUACUCAUACACUAGUAAGAAGACAUAUACGCGUAAUGUAAGAACAACUGAAGUUGAAUCGUUAAUAAAUACAACAUAAAAGCAUUUUUAUCGUUUACUGUGACUCG
This is a messenger RNA of Zychaea mexicana, 2214 nucleotides long. Its product is annotated as WD40-repeat-containing domain protein. The transcript has 9 exons. Gene Ontology annotation, molecular function: protein binding. The record is from RefSeq and is a predicted model, not a curated record. Gene Ontology annotation, cellular component: mRNA cleavage and polyadenylation specificity factor complex. Bases 42 to 1949 code for a protein of 635 amino acids. NCBI's taxonomy places the organism in Eukaryota, Fungi, Mucoromycota, Mucoromycetes, Mucorales, Lichtheimiaceae.